GGAUCUACUAACCCUAACGUGGCAAAACCAUAGUGAAAUUAUCCAUAAUUACAGCGGUCGUGUUUAUUAUUUACUGCGGAGGGUUUAAAUCAAGGAGAGAGAACAUAAAAAUACCAAACUUUCCAUUAUCCAUUUUUCAAUAGCCACCUUUCUUCUUCUUCUUCUUCUUCUUCGGGGAAUCUGUUCUAGGGCUUCACUUUAACUGAGGUCAGUCAUCAUGUACAGAACCGCAGCCUCACGCCUCAGGUCUCUCAGGGGCCGUGUGAGCAAUUUGGGGGCCACCAGGUAUGCAACUUCGAGUGCAGUUGCCUCUAGGCCAUCGUCAGCAGGUUUUUUUAACUGGUUGACAGGGGAACGUUCAAGUUCUCUUCCUCCAUUGGAAAUCCCACUUGCAGGCGUUGUCCUCCCUCCUCCACUGCCUGAUCAUGUUGAACCGAGCAAGACUAAGAUCACAACUCUUCCUAAUGGUGUCAAAAUAGCCUCAGAAACAUCACCAAACCCUGCAGCUUCCGUAGGUAUAUAUCUUGAUUGUGGUUCCAUAUAUGAAACACCAGUUUCGUGUGGGGCUUCACACUUACUGGAGCGAAUGGCCUUUAAGAGCACAACCAACAGGAGCCACUUGCGCAUUGUGAGAGAAGUUGAAGCAAUUGGUGGUAACAUAGGUGCCUCGGCCUCUAGGGAGCAAAUGGGAUACACUUUUGAUGCUCUGAAGACCUAUGUUCCUGAGAUGGUAGAAUUGCUUGUUGACAGUGUGAGAAAUCCUGCCUUCUUAGAUUGGGAAGUCAAUGAAGAGCUGCUAAAGGUGAAAGCAGAGAUUGGAGAACUCUCUAACAAUCCUCAAGGAUUACUUUUGGAAGCAGUUCAUUCAGCUGGUUAUGCAGGUGCAUUAGCAAAUCCUCUUCUGGCUCCAGAAACUGCACUGAACAGAUUGGAUGGCAGCAUUCUGGAGGAAUUUGUUGCUGAGAACUAUACCGCUCCUCGAAUGGUACUUGCGGCAUCUGGGGUUGAACAUGAGGAGCUCCUAUCUAUGGCAGAACCUCUUCUUUCUGACUUACCAAGCAUGCCACGUCUUGAAGAGCCAAAAUCAAAGUAUGUUGGAGGAGAUUAUCGUCGUCAAGCUGAUGCAGUGAGCACACAUGUUGCCCUUGCUUUUGAAGUUCCUGGUGGCUGGCGUCAAGAAAAGCAAGCUAUUCUUUUGACUGUUCUCCAGUUGCUUAUGGGAGGAGGUGGUUCGUUCUCCGCUGGAGGUCCUGGAAAGGGAAUGCACUCAAGACUAUAUCUCCGGGUCUUGAAUGAGUAUCAACAGAUUCAAUCCUUCUCAGCAUUCAACAGUAUAUUCAAUAAUUCUGGACUAUUUGGCAUUUAUGCUAGCACUGGAUCUGAAUUUGUCUCAAAAGCAGUUGAUAUUGCAGCACAAGAAUUAAUUGCAAUUGCAACACCUGGACAAGUUACUCAAGUACAGCUUAAUCGUGCCAAGGAGGCCACAAAAUCUGCAGUUUUAAUGAAUCUAGAAUCAAGAAUGAUUGCGUCCGAGGAUAUAGGUAGGCAGGUUUUGACAUAUGGAGAGAGGAAGCCUGUGGAACAUUUCCUAAAGACAGUAGAUGAAAUUACGUUGAAGGACAUUACUUCCAUCGCUCGGAAGAUUAUUUCUUCGCCUCUAACAAUGGCAUCAUGCGGGGAUGUUAUUAAUGUCCCCAGCUACGAAUCUGUUAGCAGCAAAUUCCAUGCAAAAUGAGUUUUGCCUUAGCAUUUGAAGCGCAAAAGGUGGCCCUAAAUUUUGGAUCAGAAGGCUGUUUGAAGCUGGCCUUUUUGACAAUGUUGAAAUAAAUUUUUGAUGAAAAGUCAUCCACAUUGCUUAUAACCGGGAUUGUCUUUUGUAUUUCUCUCAAAUCUUUCGCUUGAAAUUUGUUGAGCGGGUGUAUUUCAAAACAUUCAUGAUCAAAGGAAAAAUUUGCAUUGAUUUUACUUUAUUUUCUCA
Ziziphus jujuba (common jujube) is the source of this 1978-nucleotide messenger RNA. Its product is annotated as mitochondrial-processing peptidase subunit alpha. The record is from RefSeq and is a predicted model, not a curated record. Gene Ontology annotation, cellular component: mitochondrion. The transcript is spliced from 13 exons. Gene Ontology annotation, molecular function: metalloendopeptidase activity; metal ion binding. The coding region runs from base 218 to 1735 and encodes 505 amino acids. Gene Ontology annotation, biological process: proteolysis. Lineage: Eukaryota; Viridiplantae; Streptophyta; Magnoliopsida; Rosales; Rhamnaceae.